This is a messenger RNA of Auanema sp. JU1783, 1767 nucleotides long. The record is from the annotation of a GenBank genome assembly. Lineage: Eukaryota; Metazoa; Nematoda; Chromadorea; Rhabditida; Rhabditidae.
AUGGUUCCUAUAUUGGAACACAUACUGAUUGUCUCGACGUUUUUGUUGCCGCCCGUGGCCAUCUUAAUCAGUUUGGUAGUUUGCCUAGCCUUAUUUGGUAAAACAUUAGGUCUUCGAGAGAGUUAUGUAAACACUCUUAUCUUUAUCUUUGAGUGGGCUGCUCGUCAAAUCAAAACAACAGAACGUAACAAGCGACGAGAGAGCACUUUUCCUUCAACUGAUGAAGUUGUAAGCUCUGGCGAUGAAGAUGAAAGCGAAAAAGAGAACGAAGCUGAUGAAAAUAAGCCAGCUGAGGAAGGUCUACGUCAUCGUCAUGGCUCAGGAUCAAGUUUAUCUUCUCUAUCCUCUAUCUGCUCGAAACGUUCACGACGCGGCUCAGAGAGUAGUGCAUUGGGCAUCAUUCGCCGUGAAACUCAAAUUCAUCUUGAUGAUGAUGAAGAUGAAGAUUUUCAUGAAAUUUUGGUUAAAAGCCGUGGUUGGGCUGUUGUUCGUGACUCCAUCGACUUUGUGAAGGCUGGAAUUGAAGCUGUAAUUGAAGAUGAAGUUACAAGUCGCUUUGAAGCAGAGCAAUUAGUAACAUGGAACAUGCUCACAAGAACAUCAAUUCGGUUCUAUCAAUUUGUCAAUUGGAAGCUUACUACUCUCUACAUCAUUGGUCUUAUGUUCCGUUACUGCAUCAUGCUCCCCAUGCGUUUUGUUCUUUUCGGAAUGGGACUUAUUUUCCUGAUUGUCUCAACUGGAAUUAUAGGAAUGGUUUCAGACGGACCAUUGAAAAGAAAAUUAAACCAUCAUUGUAUGCUUAUUAGUAAUAGAAUAUUAUCUCGCUGUUUGACAGGAGUUGUAUACUUCCACGAUACUCAUAACAGAGCAAGGAAUGGAGGUAUUUGUGUUGCAAAUCAUACAUCACCUAUCGAUGCCAUGAUCCUAUCUACGGAUAACGUAUAUGCUUUAAUUGGCCAGCGACAUGGAGGACUUUUGGGUAUUGUUCAACGAGCACUUAGUAGAGCUAGUAGUCAUAUUUGGUUUGAGAGAAAUGAAGCAAAGGAUCGUUCAACAGUUACAAAGAGGCUUUUCGAGCAUUGUAAUGACCCUCAUAAACUUCCUGUGCUUAUCUUCCCUGAAGGAACAUGCAUCAACAAUACAUCAGUCAUGAUGUUCAAGAAAGGAUCUUUUGAGGUUGGAACUACGAUCUAUCCAAUUGCAAUGAAGUACGAUUCUCGCUUCGGAGACGCUUUCUGGAACAGCAGUGAGCAAUCUUGGUUCGAAUACAUAAUGAGGAUGAUGACUUCAUGGGCUAUCAUUUGCAAUGUAUGGUACCUCCCUGCUAUGACAAAACUGCCAGAAGAAGAUGCUGUAGACUUUGCUAAUCGUGUUAAAAAAGAAAUUGCUCGUAAAGGAGGACUUGUUGAUCUGGAAUGGGAUGGACAGUUGAAGCGAACUAAAGUUCCAAAAAAAUUAGUAGCAAAACAACAAGAAAAAUAUGCUCAUCGAAUGUCUCGUUACACCUCCACUUCUGUUGACGCUUCAAAGUUUGGAAUUGAAAACAACGAAGAGGAUGAUGAAGACUAUGUAUCAUUCCUCUCCCCAACAACAUUAGAAAAUUUGCCUGAAGAUGCAGUGGUUUCUGAUGAAGAAGAAGAGGAAGAAGAAGAAGAGGAGGAUGAGGCUCUCAGUUCUCCAACAGGAAAUCCUCUUUCAGACGCGCCAAUAUCGGAUCUCAACACUGGCUUGCACAUGCGUAAUCCGGUUACUACACAUGAAAAUUAA